Molecule: messenger RNA, 699 nt
Organism: Caenorhabditis remanei
Lineage: Eukaryota; Metazoa; Nematoda; Chromadorea; Rhabditida; Rhabditidae
Exons: 3
Coding region: 1-699 (232 amino acids)
Biological process (GO): cell redox homeostasis; cellular oxidant detoxification
Cellular component (GO): mitochondrion; cytosol
Molecular function (GO): peroxiredoxin activity
Source: RefSeq, a predicted model, not a curated record
AUGAAGCUCGGAGACACCGUACCAAAUUUCACAUUUGAGACCAAUCUCAGAAAGAAUCAAAACUUGCACAGUUACAUCGGAGACAAUUGGCUGAUGCUAUUCAGUCAUCCUGCCGAUUUCACCCCUGUCUGUACUACCGAGCUGGCCGAACUUGUCAGACUUGCACCAGAGUUCAAUAAGCGUCAUGUGGAGAUUCUCGCAAUCAGCAUCGACUCAUCGGAAACUCACCGUGACUGGGCAAAGGAUAUUAAUGCAUUAGUCACGGGCUGCUUCAAUGGAGGAAACAAUCUUCCGUUCGAAAUCAUUGCUGAUACUGAUCGAAAAAUUUGCACUGAAUUGGGAAUGAUCGAUCCAGACGAGCAAAACUCGCAAGGAAUUUGUCUCUCAGCCAGAGCUGUUAUGCUCUUCGGACCAGAUAGAAAGCUGAAGUCGAAGAUUCUCUAUCCUGCUACAUUCGGCAGAAACUUCGUUGAGAUUCUUCGUAUGGUGGACGGAGUUCAACUUGGUACCAAAGCUCCAGUUGCUACUCCUGUUAACUGGAUCUCAGGAGACAAUGUGAUCGCACAACCAUCUCUCAGUCAGGAAAGAGUUAUCAAUGAGCUCUGCGGAGGUGAUCCAAACAAGUGCAAGGUUGUCCCACUUCCAAGUGGAAAACGAUAUCUUCGUGUGAUCGUGGGGGACGCUUACUUGCAGAACUGA